Messenger RNA from Solanum verrucosum, 1883 nucleotides. Its product is annotated as carboxyl-terminal-processing peptidase 1, chloroplastic. Gene Ontology annotation, molecular function: protein binding; endopeptidase activity; serine-type peptidase activity. The coding region runs from base 14 to 1438 and encodes 474 amino acids. Gene Ontology annotation, biological process: proteolysis. The transcript has 13 exons. NCBI's taxonomy places the organism in Eukaryota, Viridiplantae, Streptophyta, Magnoliopsida, Solanales, Solanaceae. The record is from RefSeq and is a predicted model, not a curated record.
CUUCAUUCUGAAGAUGAGGCUCCUCCACAACCCCUUACCUUCACCAUCUCCACCAUUGUUAACCUCUUUUUCACCAAUCAAAGCUUCAAUUCUUCCCAAAAAAUCAUCUUUCAUCUCUCAUCAUAAACCCCUUCAGCAACUUCUCUCUACUGGGGUUUCAUUUGUUCUUUCUUUGGGGCUUCUUGUUUCUGCUCCUGUUUCUAUCGCUUUGGAAUCUCCUUCACUGCAAUCUUCUAACUCAUCUUUGGAGGUGAUUUGCCGAGAGAACGAGGCGGAUGAGGUGUAUGUGAAAGAUACUGAAGUAUCCAAAGUGGUGAGCAAUGAAAGCAUUGUGGAAGAAGCUUGGCAGAUUGUUAAUGACAGCUUUCUUAACACCAGCGAUCGUCGUUCUUGGUCUCCUGAAUCUUGGCUUCAAAAGAAAGAUGACAUCUUAAGUUCAUCAAUUCAGACAAGGUCAAAAGCACAUGAUAUCAUCAAGCGUAUGUUGGCUAGCUUGGGUGACCCCUAUACACGGUUUCUUUCUCCUGAACAGUUCUCCAAGAUGGCUAUAUAUGAUAUGACUGGGAUUGGAGUUAACCUCAGGGAUGUUCCAGAUGGCAAUGGAGGUUCAAAACUGAAGGUUUUAGGGCUCCUAUUGGAUGGCCCUGCCCAUAAUGCCGGUGUACGACAGGGAGAUGAACUGAUAUCUGUGAAUGGGGUGGAUGUGCUGGGUAAAUCUUCCUUUGAAGCAUCUUCACUGUUACUAGGCCCAAAUGGGACAUCUGUGAACAUCAUGGUUAAGCAUGGAAAUUGUGGACCUGUCCAGUCCAUUGAUGUGGAGAGGCAAUCUAUUGCUAAGACACCGGUUUUUUAUCGGCUGGAGCAGAUUGAAAAUGGCUCUACUUCUGUUGGUUAUGUGCGCCUAAAGGAGUUCAAUGCGUUGGCCAGAAAAGAUUUGGUUACCGCAAUUAAGCGACUCGAAGGCAUGGGUGCCUCAUCUUUUGUUCUUGAUCUCAGAGAUAACCUUGGUGGACUAGUGCAGGCUGGCAUUGAAAUCGCAAAACUCUUUCUGAAUGAAGGAGACACGGUGAUUUACACUGUUGGAAGGGAUCCACAAUAUACAAGGAAUAUUGUUGCAGAAGCUCCACCUCUUAUUACAGCUCCAGUAAUUGUUUUGGUUAACAAAAGUACUGCAAGUGCUAGUGAAAUUGUUGCAACUGCACUUCACGACAAUUGCAGAGCUGUUCUCGUGGGAGAUAAGACAUAUGGCAAGGGGCUGAUUCAGUCUGUAUUCGAGCUGCCCGAUGGGUCGGGCGUGGUUGUAACAAUUGGGAAGUAUGUCACACCAAAUCACAUGGAUAUUAAUGGCAAUGGAGUUGAACCAGAUUUCAGGAAUUUUCCUGCUUGGAAUGAAGUCAACAAUCAUUUGUCAAAGUGCCACAAACAACAAGAUGGAUAAGCUCGCUCGUUUUCCUUUCAGUGUCAUUCUGAUUCUUCAUCAUGACGGAUGAAUAACUUGGGGUAGUCCUUCGGUCGUGCAACACUCAGUUUGAUAUGAUAUUAACAGAUGUUAACCUUCACAGUCGUUUAGCUUCACCCUUUGCCUGAACAUCACCAGGAAGAAACAAAGUACAUAAUGCAUACUCUUCUAUUGCCUAGGCAUCAUCUUGAAGAACAAAUCAGAUCAAUAUCAGCAACUUUAAUCUAUCAAGAUGCAGAACUGGCCACUGGAUGAUGAAAUUAGUAGCCAGAACCAGCUGAGUUGUGUCAUUGUAUUUAUCUUACUGAUAGCAGGUGCCUAUGGAUGAUAGUAGCACAAGGUGUGUACAUAAAUAACUAGCAAUUUACCUGAUACAACCAACAGUUCAUAUUGUAUACACAUUUUCAGUAAAUGUAAAUCAAUU